Messenger RNA from Tetrahymena thermophila SB210, 6714 nucleotides. Its product is annotated as transmembrane protein, putative. NCBI's taxonomy places the organism in Eukaryota, Ciliophora, Oligohymenophorea, Hymenostomatida, Tetrahymenidae. The record is from RefSeq and is a predicted model, not a curated record. The transcript has 14 exons.
AUGAGUACAUAUAUGCUACUGAGUAAUAUUGAGCUAGUUUCAUUUGUUACGUACCCAGUUUAAUCUGAUUAAAUAUCAUUGUAAUUCUGGGAACCUAUUAAAAAUGUAUCAUAUGGAUCGAUAUAGAUGUAGACAAAUGUAAAUCAAGUGACUUCACUCAGAAAUUUGAUAGGAAUUAAGAAAUAUUUUGGUUAUGAUUAUGCCUUCAUCUAUUUGGUGUCAGAAACUGUUUACUUGUUUGAUUUAACUAACUAUCAAUAAUAAUAAUUUAAAUUGUUAAGUUCAUUUUCUAUUGAUUAACUUUAUAACUAAUAUGGAAUGAGCAAUCAAAUACAGUAAAAAGAAAAAUUCUUCUCUGGGCUAUUAAUUAGCUAUAAUAACGAUUUACUUAGAGUGACAACUUUUGAUACUAAUGGAAACAAUUUUGUAUUAAAAUUCCCAAAAAUAUAUAAUAAUAACACCAGUGCAUUUGUUAUUUCUUAUUAUUUUAAUUAGAGUAACUGGAAUUUAUUAGCUAAUAACCCUUAAUCAUAAUAUAUUUACAUUAUAAAUGAAUUAAAUUAUGCUAAAUACUAUAUUGGAGAUAAUUAAACUAUUCAAAGGAGCUAAUAGUUUUUUAGUUAACAGUAAUCAAGCUAUAUAGCUAGCAAACUAGUUAAUUUUGAUGGUGAAGAAAGUUAAGUCAUAAUAUUUAACUAAAUUAAUAAUGUAAAUUAAGUUUAAAUUGCAGAUAAAUUUGGUAAUAAAAUAGAUUUUUUUAACUUUGAUAUUUACACUUAAAUUCCAUAGAUCUCUUUUAGUUUUUAAGAAGUUGUUAACUUAGAAAAAAUUUAAUUUUGCAUUAAAAUUAAUUCAACUUAAUUGUUAGUUUUUGAUGCAAAUUCUAAAUAAAUUAGCUAUUUUAAUGUCUCUUUAGGUUCUCAAUUUAAUUGGAAUAACUAACCUGAAUUUUAUUAAGUUAUUUAUAAUCCUUAGACUAAUCAAACAUAUUUUUAUAUUGUAAAUGGUUUAACAAAAAAACUAUCUAGAGUUAAACUAGAUUCUAAUAAUAUAUCUUUUUAAAAAGAAGUGUUUGACUCAUCAAAAAAUAUAUUAUUAAGUCCAGGAUUUUCAGUAUUUACAUAAGAAUAAAUUGCUGUAGCUUUCUCAUCUAACUAAAUUAUAGAAUAUGAUCUUAAUAGCCUCUAAUUGAAAUCAUUUAAAAAUAAAGGUUACUCUCUUGAUCCCUCUACAAUAGAAUUGAAUAGAUUUUUAGUAUUUUAAAGCAAAUAUAACGUAUUAGGACUUUAAUUUACUAAUUAUAAUAAUUUAUUUAUAAAUACUGAUCAGCAAAAUAUUUAAUUUGAUGCAUUUGGCUGUUUACAAAACAAUUAGUGUGCAGUUUGUGAGCUAUAGGUUUAUUUUGAUUCUUCAUAGUAAAAUUAAGGUUUUGUAGAUAGUUUUGGAUUAGGAGACUUAAAUUAUUAAUUUACAACUUAUCAAAAUUUUAUCUUAGGUUUUUUAUAGGCUAAUCAAUUGUUUUAGUUUGUAAAGACAAUAUAAACUGUUCAGAUUCAUUACUUUAUCAAUAACUCUAAUGAAAUGUAGAUUGAUUAAAAUCAGAUUGAUUUUCCAAUAAAAGAAAAGAUUAUAUUAAUCAUUGAACCUGUUCAAGUAUUUGAAAAUAAUAGCCUAGCAGUAGUUAAUAUAAGUGGAGAUUUUAGCUUAAGUAAAUCAUGUUCUUUAAAUCUCAUAAACAUAUAAUCGAUAUCUGUAAUCGACAAUGUCAUUAUAGCUGGAGGAAGUGAGUAAGAUUAUAUAUUUUGCUUCAACUUUAAAAUUCAAAAGUCUAAUGUAGAGUUUAAAAAUUUGAAUUUAUAAGGUCUAUAUUUAUCAAAUAAUUCCUCUAUGUUUACAGCGUUCAACUAAGAGCAAUUUUCUUUAUUUGUCUCUGAAAGCUUCACAAAUUUAAUUUUGGAAGAUAUCAAUAUUAUUAACAAUAAUUCGACAAAUAUUAUUAGCUUAGAUUAGCAAACUCCUUUAUACUUAUUUUAGUCAAGUAGUAUUUCAAUUAAAAACAUGAGAGUUUCAAACAACAUAUUUUACAAUAUAAAUAUAAUAAAUAUUUAAUCUUACAUUUAAACUUAAGAAAUUUAGAUGGAAAUUUAUAAUGUUUUUAUUUCAGAUAAUAUCUUGAAUUAGAUUCAAUCCAAUUUCUUUAUGCAGGCUCUAUACGAUGACAUAUUAGUACCUAUAGCCACACUUGAUAUCUAAAAUAUAAUAGUUAGCAACAAUUCUUUGCCAAAUGAUAUAAGCGAUUAAUAUUUAUUUGAUAUAAAUAUGUUUUAAAUUUAAAAAUUUUUAAAUAUUAGCAUCUAAAAUAUAUCUUUAAUUAAUAACCACAACUUUGGUCUUGGAUUAUUUAGAUAAACAGAAUUAUUGGACAUAAAUAAUUUUAAUUGCUCUUUUACUAAUAAUUACUAAAAUUUACAAAUUCCUUCAUCUAGCUGUUUAAUGGUUGAAGAUGCUUCUUUAGUAAAUAUUUAGAAUUUUAUUGUUGGUCAAAAGAUUUUAAAUGAUAGCUUUGCUCUUUGCAUAAUUAGUUCUUAAGUAGCAUCAUAAGUAUUAAUUGAAAAUAUUAUAUUGGAAAAUAUUUCAAUUUUUUAAUCAGGAAUGCAAGUAUUUAGUGAACCAAUUUAUAUAAAUCUAAAUAUUGGCUAAACUGUCUAGAUAAAUAAUUUAAAGGCCUCUAACUGUUCUUUAUUUGGAUUACCAUAUUCAUCUGUAUCAACCCCUGUUUUGUACGUACUCAAUUUAAGAGGAUUUGUUAAUAUUUAUCAAGCUAAUUUAUAAGGAAUAUUUUCAAAUUCUAUGAAUAAUGGAUUAGUAAUUAAUGCUAAUUCUCUCAAUAUAAGUAGCAGCAUUUUUAAAGGAUUCUAUUAUAUUGAAAAUGAUACAUUAAAUUAAAAUAAUGCUUUUUAUAAUUUAAGUUCUUAAACUCAAAUAAUAGGAAGUUGCUUUUAUUUUGUUGGAACAUAAUUAAAUAUUUAAAAUUCUUAAUUUAAUGAAACGCAAUCUUAUUAAGGUGGUUUUGGGUAUCUUUAAAAUUUAAUUCACAAUUAAAUUAACUUUUAAAUUAUUAACUCUACCUUUUCGAAUUCUGCUACUAAUUUUUAAGGAUCAAUAUUCUAUAUUAACCUGUCUACCGAGUCAUAUACAAAUACGUUUAAAUUUUAACAAUUAACUUUUAAAAAUAUCUAUGGCAAUUUAAAUAAUUUAAUUUUUAACUUCUAUAAUGCCUAACUAUUAUGCAACAAUAUUACAAUUGUUGAAAAUAACUCAGAUGAUUAUAUUAAUGACUUUGUUUAAUAACAAUUUUUACAAUUUGUUUCUAUUUUUUCCUUCUUGAAUUCUUAUGCUGAAUUAUAAAAUAUAUUCUUAAGUUAAAUUAUUACAAUAAACUAAAUAACACAAUCACCUCUGUUAAUAUAUGGCGAAUAAAAUUCUAUUAUUAAUUUGAAAAAAUGCUAAAUAAGCAAUUCUUUAUUUGCUAAUUAAGGUUUAAUUUUUUUAAAUAAUAGUGUCCUAUAAUCUUCUGAUAUAACCAUUAAGAAUAUGACAUUUGCUAUCCCUUACAGAAGAUAACUCUAAUAAGAAAUGGAAUCAAAAAUAUUUUUAAAUUCUUAUUUUAUAUAAAUUACCUCAUCAAAUGUAUUUUUAAAUUAAUAUAAUGUUUCCUUCUUUAAAUGUAAAACGUGCUAUGGAGGAUUUAUCAAUUCUUAAAAUAGUUCCCUUACAAUAAUCAAAUCAACUUUCUAAAAUCUUCAAGGCUCUAUGGGUGGAGCUAUCUUUAUGACUGAUAAUUAAAAUACUUUAAUUUAAGACUGUAUUUUUGAAUAAUUGCAAGCUUAUUAUAAUGGUGGAGCAUUCUUUAUAUAAAAUUAAUAGGCAGAUAAAGUUUUGACACUUAGAAAUAUAAAAUGCUAGUAGAAUAUAUCAAAUAUUGGUAAAGGAGGAUGUAUUUAUAUAGAAAUGGCUGAAAAUGAUUAAAAUAUUUUGAUAGAAAAUUCUUAAAUAGAGUAAAAUUAUGCAUAAAUAGGAGGUGGAAUAUCUUUUUCAAAUACUUCUAUUUUAUAUAGAAAUAAUACUAUUCGAAAUAACUAUGCAAAGUGUUAUGGUAAUAAUAUUUUUUUUGCACCUAGCUACAUCGAAUAUAAUAAUUCGAUGAUUGAUAAGAAUGCAGAUAUUAAAGCUUUUAAAGAUUUGCUAAUAAUUAACAAUGUUUAGAGUGGAUUUAAUAUUCAUGAACUUAAAUUUUUAUUGAAAGAUGAUGAAGGCUAAUUAAUUUUUUAUGAUAAAAAUAGUCCAAGUUAUAUUGAAUGUCUGGAAAAUCCUCUUACUAUUGUUUAGAUUUUUUCUAAUAGUUCGUACAAUAUCAUAGGAAGUUUGGAAUCUUAAUAUGAUGAUAUAUCAUAGCAAUUUAUUUUCAGUAAUAUAACAAUUACUGCAAAAAAAUAUGCUUAAAUAAAUUUAAUAAUAAAAACUAAUUUAAUAAAGACUAUAAAUCAAACAAAUAACUAAAUCAAAGAUGAUUAUUACUUCAAUGUUACUAUUUAAAUUUCCGACUGCUAGAUAGGAUAUACUCCAUAGAUUGGUAACAAUGGAAUUCCAUAAUGUAUACCUUGCAAAGAUGGUUCUUAUUCUUUCAACUCAGUAGCUUGCCUAAAGUGCCCUAUAGGAGGAAAUUGUAUAAAAUAUGAAAAAGAUAUAAGAAUUUAAGAUGGGUAUUGGAGAUUAAAUUAACAAGAUGAUGAUAUAAUUCUUUGUUAGAACAAAAUACAAAAUUGCAUUGCUCGUAAUCAUUCAUUUUCAGGGAAUGAUAUAUGCAAAAGGGGAUAUGUUGGAGCUCUUUGUGAAUCCUGUGAUUAUUAUGGUGAAAAGUGGGGAUAAAAAUAUAUUAAGACUGGAUCAUAUUAAUGCGCUCUUUGCUAAGUUGCGGUCUACAAUAUAUUUAAGUUAAUCUUGAUAUAUUUAGGAAUUAUUUUAUCAGUUGCAAUAUCAAUUAGAUCUUAUAUAAAUUAAAUUAGAAAGUUCAUUCUUUGUUUAAUAGUUAUUAAAUUAUCUAAAAGAAAAAAAGCUUUUAAAGAUUAAUCUCAUUCAGGAAUAGAUGUUAUACUUAAGAUUAUUGGAACUUAUAUUUAGAGUAUAUUUGCUAUUUCACAGCUUUAAAUCAAUUUUCCGAAUAAUUUGAUUUAAUUUUAGUUGUUAUCAGCAAUGCCUGUGUCAGAAACAUCAUAUGACUUUGAUUGCGGACUCCUUUAGUUAAAUUCUAAAAUUCCUAUCUCAUAUUUAAGAUUAUUUUUUUCGUUUAUUAUUCCUAUAGUAUUUUUAGUUGGAUACAUAAUAAUUGCUUUAGUUAUAAAAAUAUGUAGUAGUAAUUCUAAGAUUAGGUUUCCAAAGCAUAGCAUAGUACCAGCACUACUUUUAAUUAUACUCUAUACCCAACCUAAUUUUCUUUAUUAGCUGGUUUUACUAGGAUCUUGCAGAAAAAUAGGGAGCUAAUACUAUACUAACGAAAACAGUAACUUAAAAUGCUAUGAUGAAGUUUAUAACUUUUAUACUUUGAAUUUUGUUGUUCCUUUAACAAUAUUAGUCUCAUUCAUAAUCCCUUUAAUCUUCUUUGUUAUAUUGUUUAAAAACAGAAAAAAUUUAAAUAAUCCAUCAUUUUUAAUCAAGUUUGGGUUUUUAUAUAAAGAAUAUAAAUCCUAAUUCUAUUUCUGGGAGUUUAUUAAGAUAAUUCAAAAAACAAUAAUUAUGGUUGUUUUAAGCUAUUUUUAGUAGCUUUAUGCUACUAAAGGUUAUUUAGUAUUAUUUACCAUCCUAAUUUAUCAAGCUCUUUGCUUUAAGCUCGAACCAUACAAAAAACCUGAAAUAAAUUAAUUAGAUUUUAUGCAAGCUUCAGUGUGCUCUUUCUCAAUUUUUAUAUCAUUAAGUAUUUUGCAAAACUAAAUCGAGUAAAUAAAAUACAUGAAUAUUUUGAUUAUGAUAGGAAUUAAUGUAUUCUUUAUAUAUAGAGUUAUCUAUUAAAUUUUAAAAUAGCUUUUAACUGAGAAAAUGCAUAAAUUAAGUAAAUAUUACUAUAAAUAUUCUUUCUUAAAGAAAGUAUUUAAGUUCUUGAAUAUUCAUGCUCCUCCAAAACCUUAAAAAUUAAAAAGAAUUUUUGAAACUAACUAAUAACUAAAAGAGAAAGUUAAAGAAUCCUUAAUAAAGAUUAAAGACAUGGACCAUUAGGAUAGAUUUUUAAUUUAUAGUAGCUAUAAAGAGAGCUGUAAUAAUAAAAAUUAAUUAAAUUAAAUUUUAGCUUAUUCUUAAUUAAAUUUUCACUUAUUUUUAAUUAAAAUUAUUUAGAGUAUAUUUAUUGCAAUUGUCCAUAAAUAGUAUAUUAGUAGAAUAAUGAAACACAUUCCAAUAUAUCAAUUGAUGAAAAUAUAGAAAGCAAGAAUAAAAUACAAAACUAAAUUUAUUAAUUUAAAAUUUAGAAUCUAGGCUUAGAAGUAAAAUUUUAAACAUAUUUUUAUUUUUAUUUAAUUGUUAUUUUUUAGGCAAAAAAUUGCUAAAACUCAGUAUACAAGUGAUGACUUAAAUAAAAAAAAAUUUAUUAAUAAAUAUAUUAGUGAAUUACUCAUAUUUAUUAUGUAUUGGUUUUAAUGUUAUAUAUCAAACAAAUAUUCUUGA